GCUAGUAACAUUUGAUGAUUUAGAGUGUCGAACGCUUUACUAAAAUCGAGAAGUACCAUGCACGUACUAUCUUUUUUUGUUCUUGGUGAUGUAUAAUAUCAUCCAAGAUGUUAACACUAAUGAUGUACUUGUGCUAAAGUUUUUCCUAAAACCGGGUUGACUAUCGGGUAUGAUAUCGUUUGAGUCACAAAAAAAAAACUAAUUUGAUUAUAAAUAUGUCUUUCUGAUAUUUUGGAUGUAGCAGGUAAUAUGCUAAUAGGCUGUAAGUCUGUAAAUUCUUUAGGUUCUGCUAUUUUUGGUAAGGGUUUAACAAUAGCUUUCUUCCAUAUUUUUGGGAAUAAUCCCUCCAAAAUACAUGUGUCAAUUAUAUUCAGCAAGGCAUUCGUGCAAAAUGGAAUACAUAGCUUUAGGUCUCUCAUAGAGAAACCAUCCUCUCCAAUGGCAUUUGAUGAGAUAUUACUUAUAAUUUUGAUUAAACUGGUUAGUGUUUAUAUUGUUUUUGUAAAAAUUGAUUAAUUCUUGAGAGGCAGUGUCUGGUAAAUUAUCGGUCUGUGGAAGUGAUUGUGUAUGUCAUUUACAUUUUGUAAGUGUUCGGGUAUAGUCAACUUUAUGGAAGUGUUC
This is a messenger RNA of Acanthoscelides obtectus, 621 nucleotides long. The record is from the annotation of a GenBank genome assembly. NCBI's taxonomy places the organism in Eukaryota, Metazoa, Arthropoda, Insecta, Coleoptera, Chrysomelidae.